This is a messenger RNA of Chiroxiphia lanceolata (lance-tailed manakin), 823 nucleotides long. Its product is annotated as claw keratin-like. Gene Ontology annotation, cellular component: intermediate filament. NCBI's taxonomy places the organism in Eukaryota, Metazoa, Chordata, Aves, Passeriformes, Pipridae. The coding region runs from base 1 to 411 and encodes 136 amino acids. The transcript has a single exon. Gene Ontology annotation, molecular function: structural constituent of cytoskeleton. The record is from RefSeq and is a predicted model, not a curated record.
AUGUCCUGUGGCAGCCUGUGUGUCCCCUCCUGUGGGGUGGCCACCCCGGCCCCUCUGGCUGACACGUGCAACGAGCCCUGCGUGCGGCAGUGCCCCGACUCCACGGUGGUGAUCCAGCCCCCGGCCUCAGUGGUCACCUUCCCCGGGCCCAUCCUCAGCUCCUUCCCCCAGCAGAGCGUGGUUGGCUCAGCAGGAGCCCCCGGCGUUGGAGGGGGCUACGGUGGCACUUUUGGAGGCCGUGGGGGCUACGGAGGCUACGGGGGCUAUGGUUAUGGGGGUUAUGGCUAUGGGGGCUACGGGGGUUAUGGGGGUUGGGGUUAUGGGGGUUAUGGGGGCUAUGGGGGCUAUGGGGGCUGUGGAUAUGGGGGCUGGGGCCGUGGCUGGGGCCGUGGCAGCUGUGGCUCCUGCUAAACCCCAAACAUGCAGGGAGGGCAGUGCUGCCUCUGCCCUGGAGCUCCACAACCAGCCCCUCUUGGCUUCUCCCACCUGAGCCAGGACAAAGCUUCCAGCCCCUCUUUAGGCUGGAGCAGCAGGUCCCUGUUCUUUGCACAGGGUGACCCUGCAGACCCUCAGCUGGUGGCUUUGGGGUUUCCAGCACUGCCCCCAAAAGCUCCCCCUCCCUGCCAUACAACCAAGCUCUUCUGACCCUGGGAUGAGACUCUGCCCUGCUCUGCCCAGCUCGGAGACUCCCAGCCUGCAAGAGGAAGGGGGAAUCUUUGGGGUGGAGCCCCGGGUUGGACCUUGCUGCUGCCUUAGGAUUUUUGUGUUUCCAACCCCUUGUUCCUGUGCUGGUUUGUGUCUUGCUGACACUGUCUGUUGCAUU